UGCUUAAGUGCCAGAAUUAAUGUGUAGAACAUGACUUUCAUGCAGCAUAUGAAGUUUUUCUUAUCCAAGCCUAGUUAUUUGUUUGUCUGUCUUAUUUGGCUUGUAACUUUUGAAAAUUGAACACUUUGUACAGGCCGGUGGCCCGAGCAGAUGGUUUCAUCCAGACUAGCGAGUGGGGCAAUUUGGAGCAAUUUUUGGUGAACAUUAUGCCAACAAGUCAGAAUGGUUCUCAUCCUGCGCUUCUUCAUCCAUUUCCCUUCCUCACAGUAUGGCAGCGUCGAGUGAUGGAUCUACUAGCUGGAGGGCAAUAUGGAGAAGCAGCACAGAUCUUUGCUACAAAAAUCCAUCCUCUGAAGAAUGCGGUUACUGCUCGUAUAUCUUCUGAGAAACUGCACGAUGAGAUAGGAAAAAUAGAGAGAUCUGUUGGCAGCAAGAUGAGUGUAUACCACGCUCAUUGCGGCACAGUGCUGAUGAAGAAGUUAAUCAGUGACUACCUGAGGUUUUAUCUACCGGAUUCCAUUGGCUAUGUAUCCCCCAAGGGAAAACAAAGUGCUAUGUGGGAGUUUGCACUGAGAUUGGAUCCGCCAGUGCUAGGAGUCUACAAAUCACACGCGGACAUCCGCUGUCUUCUAUGCAGUGAACAAGAAUACACUAACUGUAACAUUGGUGUGAAGAUGGAAGGGCAUAUACCGGAUUCCCUGGCUUGACUCCAGAGGCAAGUCGUCGCUUCAGUGAGGCCCUAAAGAAAAGAUCUAAGAGGAAGAGAUCUGGUGUCAACAACAUCAGCAGCUUGGCAUUAAGUAAAAUUCUGAAAGUGGCCACGGGUGUUGAUCCCUUGCCCAUGA
This is a messenger RNA of Lolium perenne, 845 nucleotides long. NCBI's taxonomy places the organism in Eukaryota, Viridiplantae, Streptophyta, Magnoliopsida, Poales, Poaceae. The record is from RefSeq and is a predicted model, not a curated record.